Molecule: messenger RNA, 1838 nt
Organism: Fukomys damarensis (Damara mole-rat)
Lineage: Eukaryota; Metazoa; Chordata; Mammalia; Rodentia; Bathyergidae
Gene: Klf1
Product: Kruppel like factor 1
Exons: 4
Coding region: 278-940 (220 amino acids)
Biological process (GO): regulation of transcription by RNA polymerase II
Molecular function (GO): RNA polymerase II cis-regulatory region sequence-specific DNA binding; DNA-binding transcription factor activity, RNA polymerase II-specific
Source: RefSeq, a predicted model, not a curated record
CUGUUUACCUGGCUCCUGGACCCCCAUCCCCAGGGCCCGCCAUCCCGACACCUUGACUUGGCCUUGGAUACAGGGUCUGUCUUUAAGGCCCAGAUCUAAACAGGCUGAGGUAAGGUCUGUUCCCAGAAGUGGUGACCCCCGCCUUGGCUGGGCCUUAUCAGGGGCUGCAGCCAAUCAGCCGAGGGCAGAAGAGCCCUCCAAGGGGCCCGCUGAGCCUCAGAGCCCACAAGGCAGCCACGGGUGCAGAGGCUUGAGCCUGAGUAGACACCCGCUAGCCAUGGCCACGGCUGAGACUGCCCUGCCCUCCAUCAGCACGCUGACCACUCUGGGGCCCUGCCCUGACACCCAGGAGGACUUUCUUAAGUGGUGGCGCCUGGACGAGGCGCAGGACCUGGGCCCAGGUCCCCCGGUCCCCGUGGGGCCGCCCCUUCACGUGAGUCCGGAGUCGGAGGACGCUCCCGGGGAGGACGAGGAUGGCGAGAGAGACGCAGAUGCCGCCUGGGACCUGGAUUUCUUCCUCAGCAGCUUCCCGGGCCCGGAGCCGGGCGGUGCGCCCCGGACCUGCGCCCUGAACCCCGGCGAGACACCCGGGGCGCAGUACGCUCCGCCUCCCGAGACUGUGAUCGCAGAAGACGCCCCACAGAAGCGCAGCCGGCGCUCGUGGGCGAGCAAGAGGCAGGCGGCGCACACGUGCGCGUACCCGGGCUGCGGCAAGAGCUACACCAAGAGCUCCCACCUAAAGGCGCAUCUGCGCACGCACACGGGGGAGAAGCCAUACGCCUGCUCCUGGGACGGCUGCGACUGGAGAUUUGCCCGUUCAGACGAGCUCACUCGCCACUACCGGAAGCACACGGGCCAGCGCCCCUUCCGUUGCAAGCUCUGCCCGAAGGCCUUCUCACGCUCUGACCACUUGGCUCUGCAUAUGAAACGCCACCUGUGACCCCGUCCGGGGCUGGAUCCUGCCUGGGACGGACAAUGCCAGAAGGGAUCUGUACUGUGUUGAUUCCUAAGGACAAAGCCUUGCUGGACUCCAGGCCAGAUUUGCCGUGGCCUCUACUGCAAGAUCCAGAAGUGAUCCAGAAACAGCUGGGGGCCUGCAGCGGGAAUUCCCACAUCCGCAGCCCCAGGGAGCCACACAGGAAACUCUGGCAGUCGCACUGACCCCCGGAUCAGCAGGCUCAGUUGGGCCUUUGGAUCAGAGCCCAGUCAGCCCUGAAAGGGGGUGGGUUGGGGAGCAUUUCCAGACCCUGAGUCUGCAAAGUCUCCAAAUCAGCUAUGAAUGGUUAUGGGUCCCCCUAAACGCGCUUCCCAUAUAAAGCUUUAAUGUUGGCCUGACUAGGUUUUGGGUGCUGCAAGUCUGAAGGAGGCUGUACCAGCAAAAGGGAUAUGGCGACCAGCAUGUACACUUAUCUAUUACAACUCAGCCACAUCCCCUUGCCACUUACUAGGAACAUCACCAUAACCGUACCCAGCCAAAAUAGUCAGGUCUCUGGUUCCGAACCCAGGCUCACUCACAAGUCUCCCUCCAUUUAAGUGCACUGAGACUGAGCCUAGUAUGCUGGCCCACGUCUGCAAUCACAGAACUCUGGGAAGCUGAGGCAGAAGGAUCUCAAAUUCGAGCCCAGCCUGGGCAACUGAGUGAUACUCUGUCUCAAAAAAAAAAAAAAAGAAAAAGAAAAACUGGGGAUCUAAGUGCAAAACUCUUCUGUUAGGGAAUUGAUCAUGUUAAAGUAUGCUGUGACUCCGCCUCACAGGCUACACUCUCCUGGUACAUUUUGGCUCCUAAAAUGACCUCAUGCCCUUAUCUCUGGUUUCCCUCCCCCCCCAAGGCCACAGUG